UGAAUGAAUCCCUAAACUGAGCCGUUGUUUGGCCCUAUCUUCGAAUCCAUCCCUCUCACUGGAAACACUCUCUCCAGUCUCCUCUCACGACGGCUCAUCCAUCGCCACUUCCAACGCUUUCCUAUCCAAUCCAUCUCUUCGCUCCAUUUUUCAUCAUUUCAAAUUCAAGAAGUAUGGAGGAAGAGGAUGAUUAUGUUGAAUAUGUGCCUGUGGCAAAGAGGAGAGCAAUGGAAGCUCAGAAAAUCCUUCAGCGCAAGGGUGCGUCUUCAACUGUUGAAGAUGAGUUGGAAAAAUCCAAAGAAGCUGAAGCCAAGCCAAGUCUUCUUGUGAAAGCAUCCCAGUUGAAGCGAGAUGCUCCUGAGAUUACUCCAACAGAACAGAUUGUGCAGCAGGAGAAAGAAAUGAUUGAGCACUUAUCAGAUCGGAAAACUCUAAUGUCUGUUCGUGAAUUGGCAAAGGGGAUAACCUACACAGAUCCUUUGCCAACAGGUUGGAAGCCGCCAUUGCCGAUCAGAAGGAUGUCGAUGAAGCAGUGUGAUGCAAUUCGAAAGCAGUGGCACAUCAUAGUGGAUGGUGACAAUGUACCCCCACCUAUUAAAAAUUUCAAGGAUAUGAGAUUUCCUGAACCGAUUUUGAAGAGGUUAAAAGCCAAGGGGAUCGUGCAACCGACCCCCAUUCAGGUGCAGGGUCUUCCUGUGAUUUUAUCUGGAAGGGAUAUGAUAGGGAUUGCUUUCACUGGUUCAGGGAAGACAUUGGUUUUUGUGCUUCCCCUGAUCAUGGUUGCAUUACAAGAGGAGAUUAUGAUGCCGAUUGCUCCAGGAGAAGGGCCAUAUGGUCUGAUUAUUUGCCCAUCUAGAGAGCUGGCCAGGCAGACUUAUGAAGUGGUGGAAGAAUUUUUAGCUCCUAUGAGAGAAGCUGGAUAUCCAGAACUGAGGCCAUUGCUCUGUAUUGGUGGAGUGGAUAUGCGAUCACAGUUGGAUGUUGUCAAAAGGGGCGUUCAUAUUGUAGUUGCUACUCCUGGAAGGUUGAAGGAUAUGUUGGCAAAGAAAAAAAUGAGUCUCGACAGUUGCAGGUAUCUCACCCUUGAUGAAGCCGAUAGACUGGUAGAUUUGGGUUUUGAAGAUGACAUUAGAGAAGUGUUUGACCACUUUAAAGAUCAACGGCAAACUCUCUUGUUUUCUGCUACCAUGCCGGCCAAAAUUCAGAACUUUGCCAGAAGUGCUUUGGUAAAGCCUGUUACGGUUAAUGUGGGAAGAGCUGGAGCUGCUAACCUCGACGUGAUUCAGGAGGUUGAGUAUGUCAAGCAAGAGGCUAAGAUUGUAUAUCUUCUUGAAUGCUUACAGAAAACCCCACCACCUGUUCUAAUAUUCUGUGAAAACAAAGCUGAUGUGGAUGACAUUCAUGAAUACCUUCUCCUUAAAGGAGUCGAAGCAGUGUCUAUUCAUGGAGGGAAAGAUCAGGAGGACAGAGAAAAUGCCAUUUCGUCCUUUAAGGCAGGCCAGAAAGAUGUACUUGUUGCUACUGAUGUGGCCUCAAAAGGGUUGGAUUUUCCUGACAUUCAGCAUGUUAUUAACUAUGACAUGCCAGCAGAAAUUGAAAACUACGUUCACAGAAUCGGACGAACAGGAAGAUGCGGUAAGACUGGAAUAGCAACAACAUUCAUAAACAAGAACCAGAGUGAGACAACACUUCUAGAUUUGAAGCAUCUAUUGCAAGAGGCAAAGCAGAGGAUACCACCAGUGUUGGCUGAGCUUAAUGAUCCGAUGGAUGAUAUCGAUGCCAUUACUAACAUAAGCGGGGUCAAGGGUUGUGCUUAUUGUGGUGGGCUUGGUCAUCGUAUAGUUGAUUGUCCUAAGUUAGAGCAUCAGAAAAGUGUAGCUAUUUCCAGUUCAAGAAGGGACUAUUUUGGCUCUGGAGGUUACAGAGGGGAAAUAUGAUAAACAAAAACUUGUUCAAGUGUCACAUCCAAAUGAGCACGAAAUCAAACAUGUAACACCAUCUAACUUAGAAAACAAGAAAGAAAUCAUUUAUGGAUACCGAAUUCAUUGCGCAUUUCGCUUUCGGAGUUUCUCUUCCAUGUCUCUCAAACUCUUAUACGGGUGUGAUUAUACAUAUAUAUAUCACUAGUUUCAUGAAGCAAAUUAUUUGUUACAGGACCCUUUGUAACUAAAACAUUUUAUGAAGCUGAAGGAUGUGGAUGGAAGCUGGUGUUGCUAAACCUGUCUUUGCAUGUAAUUCCUUAGCUGAUUAUAUCUCCAAGUUUGCACAAGAGUUUCCUUUAGAUCCUCAAAAUUUAUAGAUGUAACUUUUUUUGUAUAAUGAUGUAGUGAAUUAAUGAAUUUUGUAUCUUUCUUUUACCUGGAAGUGGAAGUUACCUGUUGCAUUUCA
Molecule: messenger RNA, 2388 nt
Organism: Cannabis sativa
Lineage: Eukaryota; Viridiplantae; Streptophyta; Magnoliopsida; Rosales; Cannabaceae
Product: DEAD-box ATP-dependent RNA helicase 35
Exons: 3
Coding region: 174-1937 (587 amino acids)
Biological process (GO): mRNA splicing, via spliceosome
Cellular component (GO): spliceosomal complex
Molecular function (GO): RNA helicase activity; RNA binding; ATP binding
Source: RefSeq, a predicted model, not a curated record